AUGAAUCCCUCGAAGGUAUAUUUUUUUAACUGCACUCAAACUGCGGACGACAACGACGCGCUCACAGAACCACCAUCCGGCAACGUCGCUCUUAUGCGGCAGGUGUCUAAGCGGUACGAACCGGACGAAGAUAGUCCUCCAAGCGAGUGCACGUUGGUACCGAGAUGCAGAAAGAAAACCAACAAACCGGUUGGAGGUCGGUGUUGUUGGAGCGACAAAGACGAAUGUAAUCGUAAAGAAAGACGGCCUGCCAAAGGACGGAGAAGAGACACAAUACCCACGUGGGAGUGCAUGGGACAGGAUGGAUGA
Messenger RNA from Phyllotreta striolata, 309 nucleotides. The record is from the annotation of a GenBank genome assembly. NCBI's taxonomy places the organism in Eukaryota, Metazoa, Arthropoda, Insecta, Coleoptera, Chrysomelidae.